AUGCCACUUUUGAGAGACCUUAAGGAGAAUAACCCAGAUGACUUCAAAAACUAUUUACGUAUGGAUAAGUCCACCUUUGAAUAUAUUUUAAAUCUAGUUCGGCCUUAUAUAUCGAAGCAAGAUACAGUAAUGAGAAAGUCUAUAACUGCGGACGAAUAUCUAGUGGCAACGUUACGCUUUUUAGCAACUAGGCGGUCAUAUCAAGAUAUACAAUUUUUCACCUGUAUUUCGGCUCCAUCUUUAUGCAAUAUUAGACCAGAGACAUGUUUGGCUAUUUACACUACCCUUAAGGAUAAAUAUUUAAAGUUUCCUAGAAAUAAAGAAGAAUGGUUAAAUAUAGCAGAGAAGUUUAACCAGAAAUGGAACUUCUCCAACUGUGGGGGAGCCCUAGAUCGCAAACAUAUUCGUAUUACCCAACCACCAAGCACUGGAGCACAGUACUAUAACUUCAAGGGUUUCUACAGUAUCGUGUUGAUGGCACUUGUAAAUGCGGAUCAUGAGUUCCUAUUUGUCAAUAUCGGUAAAAACGGGAGACUCGGAGGCGUAAUUGAGUAUAUGGAAUUUUACCAAAGAUUAAAAUCAAAACGUCUGAAUUUGCCUACAAAUGACGAAACAAAAAUAAAUUAA
This is a messenger RNA of Anthonomus grandis grandis, 627 nucleotides long. RefSeq lists its product as uncharacterized. NCBI's taxonomy places the organism in Eukaryota, Metazoa, Arthropoda, Insecta, Coleoptera, Curculionidae. The transcript is spliced from 2 exons. The record is from RefSeq and is a predicted model, not a curated record. The coding region runs from base 1 to 627 and encodes 208 amino acids.